Vairimorpha ceranae is the source of this 339-nucleotide messenger RNA. RefSeq lists its product as hypothetical. Lineage: Eukaryota; Fungi; Microsporidia; Nosematidae. The coding region runs from base 1 to 339 and encodes 112 amino acids. The transcript has a single exon. The record is from RefSeq and is a predicted model, not a curated record.
AUGAGGAUUAUGGUGGCUGCCCCGUAUAUAGACGGGUAUGCUUACAGAUACUCUUUAAAGUCAUGCAGAUCAAAGGCAAGCCUAAAGAAGGGGUCUAAAAUGGCCUUCUUGAAUAUAGAAUUUGUAAAAAUUUUUAGGGGAAUGUAUUGCUGGGUAUAUGAUUAUACCCUAGCACGGGCCAUUAAUUUCUGCGAUUGUUCGGAGACUACCUAUAUUAAAAUCAAAGACCCAAUUUUGCAAGUAAUUUUUGAACAAGAGCCAGAAAUGGUUAAAAUAGGUGGAGAAGGUAUUGGGGUGCAGUUUGACAAAACUGCUAUCUGUAAUGGGGAGUUAAGUUAA